Telopea speciosissima is the source of this 2591-nucleotide messenger RNA. Its product is annotated as CSC1-like protein At4g02900. Lineage: Eukaryota; Viridiplantae; Streptophyta; Magnoliopsida; Proteales; Proteaceae. The record is from RefSeq and is a predicted model, not a curated record. The transcript is spliced from 12 exons. Gene Ontology annotation, molecular function: calcium-activated cation channel activity. Gene Ontology annotation, cellular component: plasma membrane. Bases 173 to 2455 code for a protein of 760 amino acids.
GGGUGCACAAGAAUAAGUAAUCAGAUAGAAAGAAUCAUUAAAUUGUUUUGAUUGGUUAAAAUACUCAUUCAUCUUUUGGGGUAUUGGUUGCAGGAUUCUCUUGAGCUUCCAUUCAAGCUUCUUUCUAUUUGCACGGUUAUGUCAAACUAUUAGGCAAUAUUCGAGGGAACAAAUGGCUAGCAUUCAGGACAUUGGUUUUUCAGCAGCUAUUAAUCUUCUGUCUGCAUUUUCAUUUCUUAUUGCAUUUGCCAUAUUACGUCUUCAACCAUUCAAUGAUAGGGUGUACUUUCCAAAAUGGUAUCUCAAGGGAAUAAGAAGCAGCCCAACACAUUCUGGAACUUUUGUGAACAAAUUUGUCAACUUGGACUUCAGAACGUAUAUUAAGUUUUUGAAUUGGAUGCCAGAAGCACUGAAAAUGCCAGAACUAGAGCUUAUUGAUCAUGCUGGACUUGAUUCUGCUGUAUAUAUUAGGAUUUAUCUUCUUGGCUUGAAAAUAUUCAUCCCUCUAACCAUGCUUUCUUUUGCCGUCUUGGUGCCUGUAAAUUUGACUGAUGGAAAGUUAGAGAGAAGCAAGGGUAUAAUAUUCAGUGACAUUGACAAACUUUCAAUUUCCAAUGUUUCACCUGGAUCACAAAGGUUUUGGGCACAUAUGGUGAUGUUUUAUGUCUUUACAUUUUGGACAUGCUACACUCUCUAUAAAGAAUACCAGAUAGUAGCUUUUAUGAGGUUACAUUUUCUUGCAUCCGAACAACGUCGUCCAGAUCAGUUUACUGUCCUGGUGAGAAAUGUCCCUCCAGAUCCUGAUGAGUCGGUGAGCGAGCAUGUUGAACAUUUCUUUUGUGUAAAUCAUCCUGAUCAUUAUCUCACCCAUCAGGUUGUAUAUAAUGCAAACGAGCUAGAAAAAUUAGUGGCAGAAAAGAAGAACUUGCAAAACCGCCUUAACUACUACCAAAAUAAAUAUGACAGAAAUCCCACAAAAAAACCAGUGACAAAGACAGGUUUUUGGGGCCUUUGGGGUGAUAAAGUGGAUGCAAUUGACUUCUAUAAUACAAAGAUUGAAGAGGCGGCAAAAGAAGAAGCCAUAGAAAGGGAAAAGGUCAUAAGUGAUCCUAAGGCUAUAAUGCCUGCAGCAUUUGUCUCAUUCAGAACCCGAUGGGGGGCUGCUGUCUGUGCUCAAACCCAACAAACACGUAAUCCAACAAUUUGGUUGACAGAGUGGGCUCCUGAACCACGUGAUGUUUAUUGGACUAAUCUCGCAAUACCAUUUGUUGAACUCACUAUACGGAGAUUGAUUAUGGCUGUUGCACUUUUUUUUCUUACAUUCUUCUUUAUGAUCCCUAUUGCAUUUGUUCAAUCCCUAGCCAACAUUGAGGGGAUUGAGAGGGUUGCGCCUUUCUUAAAGAACAUAAUAGAAAAGAAAGUCGUCAAGUCUUUAAUUCAAGGUUUUCUUCCUGGAAUUGCUCUGAAGAUAUUCCUUAUUAUUCUCCCAACAAUACUGAUGACUAUGUCCAAGAUAGAAGGUUUCACAUCACUAUCAUCCCUGGAGUGGAGAUCAGCUGGAAAGUAUCACCUAUUCAUACUUGUCAACGUGUUUCUUGGGAGUAUAAUCACUGGUGCAGCAUUUGAACAGCUCAACAGCUUUAUCAAUCAGUCCGCAACUGAGAUCCCAAAAACAGUGGGAGUAACAAUCCCAAUGAAAGCAACAUUUUUUAUUACUUAUAUAAUGGUUGACGGUUGGUCUGGCAUUGCUGCGGAGAUAUUUAGAAUGGUUCCACUGAUUAUGUUCCACCUAAAGAAUGCAUUCUUAGUUAAGACAGAGCAGGACAGGGAGGAGGCUAUGGAUGCUGGGAGCAUAAAUUUUGCUUCAUCGGAACCUCGAAUACAGCUAUACUUCUUGCUGGGUCUUGUCUAUUCAGCAGUGACACCUAUCCUUCUACCUUUCAUUGUCGUCUUCUUUGGUCUAUCUUAUGUUGUUUUUCGUCAUCAGAUUAUCAAUGUGUAUGACCAAAAAUAUGAGAGUGCGGCAGCAUUCUGGCCAGAUGUGCAUCGGCGUAUAAUUAUUGGGAUGAUAAUAUCACAACUUCUAGUGAUGGGAUUGAUGAGCACGAAAGGUGCCAAGUAUUCAACACAAUUGCUCAUUGUCCUUCCUAUAUUGACCAUUUGGUUCCAUCUAUUCUGCAAAGGUCGUUUUGAAUCAGCAUUUAAGAAAUUCCCUUUACAGGAGGCAAUGGUGAAAGAUACAUUGGAGAGGGCUACUGAACCGAAUUUUAGUCCGAGAAGCUACCUGGAAGAUGCAUAUGUACACCCAGUGUUCAAAGGAAGUGAGUUUGAGAGACCUGCAGCCAUUGACGAAGAAGAGAACAACCCAUUGGUGGCAACGAAAAGAAAUUCUCGUAAAAGCACACCCGGUGACAGUAAACAUGGUUCCGAAAUCGGUUCUGAAGUCGGUACAUAAAAGACUGCAGAGACUGGUGGUGCUUAUAUUCCCAUGUUAUUUUUUCACGUUAAUAGUGUUGGCUUAAGUCGGACCAUUUUUAUUUUUAGUUUGGAAAAAGUACUACAAAUCAAAAGUCCCCAUCUACAAUUACAAA